AUGCUGCUCCUCCUGCACCUGCUGCCCGCCGUGCUGCCCCCCGCCGCCCUGGCCAGCUGCAGCGGGGCUGGUGCCGAGCGGCAGCUCGUCCUGGCCAAGGUGCGGGCACGGGUGCUGGAGCACCUGAGCCCCCCAGUCCUGCAGGAGGAGCCCCAGAAGGAGGCGAGGAGGGUGCACCGCAGAGACGUCCUGGAAAGCGCCGACGUGCAGCCCGAGGAGCCGGAGGACACGUCGCAGGUGAUCCUCUUCCCUUCCACAGACGUGCCGUGCGAGCCCACGCAGCCGGACAAGCUGCUGGAAGAAGAAGGGAUCUUCACCUACCUUUUCCAGCCCUCGGCACACGCCCUGAGCCGCACGGUGACGUCCGCCCAGCUCUGGUUUUACACCGGCCCCUCGGCCGCCCCCAACCACUCUGCCCCCGACGUGCUGACCCUCUCCCCGCGGGGCCGGGUGCCGGUGGCGGCCACGGUGUCCCGGACACCCGAGCACUGGACCGUGUUUGACUUCGCCCCCGCCGCGCUGCCCCACCUGGUGCAGCCGCUCUUCGUGCUCCUGGUGCGCUGCCCCGGCUGCCCCUGCCUGGCCGACGGGGACAAGAUGCCCUUCCUGGUGGCCACCACGCGUGCCAAGGGCGGCGAGAGGGCUCGCCGCUCCGCCGUGCCCUGGUCCCCGGCCGCCCUCAGCCUGCUGCAGCGCCCGUCCGAGGACGUGGCCGCCCACACCAACUGCCGCCGGGCGUCCCUCAACAUCUCCUUCGAGGAGCUGGGCUGGGACAAGUGGAUCGUGCACCCCAGCAGCUUCGUUUUCCACUACUGCCACGGGAGCUGCGCCGAGGGCCACGGGCUGAGCCACCGGCUGGGCGUGCAGCUCUGCUGCGCCGCACUGCCCGGCACCAUGCGCUCGCUGCGCGUCCGCACCACCUCCGACGGCGGCUACUCCUUCAAGUACGAGACGGUGCCCAACAUCCUGGCCCAGGACUGCACCUGCGUCUAGCGCCUGGCACGGCACGGCCGGACCUACGCGGGGCUCCCCCCUGACCCCCAGGGCCCCCGCAGCCCUGCCCCAGCCCCAGAUGAUGAUCCCAUCCCAGGGGAUGGAGGAGUCGCUUGCUUGGGAGCUGCAUGGCCCGGGGCAGGGAUGAGAAGGACCCGGAGGGGAGGUUUCGGUGGUGCCACCCUCCUCUGUGCCAGCCAGGUUUCGUGGCCCCAGGCUGUCCUGGGUGUGUUGGUGCUGCCAGCCCUGCCCCCGGGCUGUGCCCAGCCCACAGCAAGCCAGGGCACGGGGCUCAGGACCGGCAGUGCCUUCCGCAGAGCUGCCGGCACGAUGCGUGCCCCACAGAGGCAG
Molecule: messenger RNA, 1344 nt
Organism: Cygnus olor (mute swan)
Lineage: Eukaryota; Metazoa; Chordata; Aves; Anseriformes; Anatidae
Gene: INHA
Product: inhibin subunit alpha
Exons: 2
Coding region: 1-993 (330 amino acids)
Biological process (GO): SMAD protein signal transduction
Cellular component (GO): extracellular region
Molecular function (GO): growth factor activity; cytokine activity
Source: RefSeq, a predicted model, not a curated record